GUCGUCCUCGCCUGAACUUCACAUAGAAAGACACAAAUAGGAGCUGCGGCAUCACGGACGAAUCAGAACGGACCAAUGAAGGGUUGCAGCGAAAACAACAUGUAACAUUCGCCACUGGAUAUUGAAGAGUGUGGAAUUUAUUGUAGUGCCGUCACCGAAUCCAUUGCUGCAGGUACCUUGGUUCAGGAUAUCUUUUUCAAAAGUAGACCUUUUGUUAAACAAGAUCAACGUGAAGUCACUGGAUGGUCACUCGCUCAUAUAAGGUGGCACCAUUGUGAAGCGCAAGUGAGGUUUGCUGAGCUACAACAACCUGAUACCAAUGAGUUUCACUGCACCAGGGGUGUUUCCCGAAGAAUCCCAAGAGAUGAGAGAGCACGGCAGUUUGGGGAUGCAGGUCCUGGAUGCCCCCAUGGCACCUGGGGUCCUUGGGCUGGAAAUGGCCUCUCCGAACGGGGCGCGCACGUUCACAGACGAGGCCGUGUCCAUCCUGACGUCCAGCAGCCUCCUGGCGCGUUCCUUGCUGGGGCGCAACACGGCGCUCAAGCGCAAGGAGCAGGAGGAGACGGAGAGCCAGGCGGCGGCCCGCCGCAAGCGGGAGUUCAUCCCGCAGGACAAGAAGGACGACAGCUACUGGGACAAGCGCAAGAAGAACAACGAGGCGGCCAAGCGCUCGCGCGAGAAGCGCCGCGUCAACGACAUCGUGCUGGAGGGCCGCGUGCUCGCCCUGCUCGAGGAGAACGCCCGGCUGCGCGCCGAGCUGCUCGCGCUCAAGUUCCGCUUCGGCCUCGUCAAGGACCCGUCCAACGCGCCCAUCCUGCCCCUCACCGCUGCCCAGUCGCCCCCCGCCGCCCAGCACUGCUACCUGCCCUCGCCCCACCCGUCUCAGCCCUCGGGCCUGCAGCUCGGGCCCCGGAGCAUGGGCGGCGCCGGGGGCGCCGUCACCGGCAGGGGCGACAUCGCCAUGGGCGACGCGGGCAGCAUGUCGUCCGAGGACUCGGGCUUCUCCACGCCGGGCGGCUCCAGCGUGGGCAGCCCCGUGUUCUUCGACGAGCGCCUCGCCGGGGAGCGCGACAUCAAGCUGUCCCCCCGGUCCGGCGCCGAGGAGCAGGCCUGCGAGGCCCUCCACCACCACCAGCAGCACCACCACCAGCACCAGCAGCACCACCACCUCCACCACCACUCCGCCACCACCGCUGGCGCCAGUGAGGGCAGCCUGUUGCACCACGCGGUCGGCCCCGCGGGCUCCCCCAUGGCGCCGCACCUGUCCGGGGAGCUCUCCCAGGUCACGGGGAAGCUGGAGGGCGGCGAGAGCAUGAAGUGCCUCCCCCACAAGCUGCGCUUCAAGUCUCCCGGCAGCGUGGAGAGCAGCGGCGGCGGAGGAGGCUGCGCCGACACGCCCACGGGAGACAGCCGCGGCAGUCCGCACCCGACCGCCACGACCAGGGGCUCCUUGCAGCCGCUCACGGACAGAGGGGACGGCGCCGCGGCAGGGUUCUGGGCCCAGGACGGAGAGCACGCAGCCCCCAGCGCUGGCGGCGGUGAACAGGGGGCGAGUGAUCCCCCGAGCCAGGCCGAGACCCACAUGCUCAAGUCCCAGCUGUCGUCCCUCUGUGAGGAGGUGGCCCAGCUAAAGAGGCUCUUCUCCGCACAGCUGGUGUCCAAAACCAACUAAUGCGUACAACACCCUCUUACCAACACAGCCCGCCCCCCCAGACCCCAACUCAGAGACACCUUUGGCCAACAUCUCACAUCACCUCACAUCAAAAUACAGACCUGGCCUUCCUCAUCUCCACAACAUGCACACAGGGACUGGGAGAAGAGGAGAAGAAACAGGAGGAAGAAGUGGACAUUAAGAAGAGAGCAAUAAUGGACUGGACAUGUCACAACACUACCUCUGCUGAAUCUGAGUUAAGAAGGACGGGAAACAAAAACCGAGAGAUCACAAAAUUAUCAACUGCCUAACACACUCCUCACUGUACAAGUUCUUAUGUGAAAUAUUUUGUGUAACACUGUUGUUUCUCACUGCCCUAGUCACUAACUUGUGUCACACUCAACUGACUGUGUAUGUACUGAAUACUGUACUGUAUGUCCCAGUGCAAAUGGCAACGCAAUGCCAGCUUACGUACGUUGUUCACUCUCGCCUCCAACACUGUGAAAAGACUCUGGCUCCUUGUAGUACUUGAUGUUUAGUGCAGAGGCAAAGUGACACGCAUCAAUAUGCUUCGUGAGAAGUUUGAACUGGAACACAAAUCUGUCAAAAGAAGAAUGCCUCUCACUCGGUACACCACUCCCGGUUCCCGUUACAGGAAAACUGAAUAUCAAUCAAAGAGAUGUACUGGUUCUUAAUGCCAAUCUUAAUUAGAAACAUAUGAGCGACAUGCUGGUGUUCCAGGGCCAUCUUGAAGACAAAACAGGGGAACUAUUUGAACUGAAAAUUAAAGUAGUCGCUCUACUUUUUUAAAAGACAGGGUCACUCUAUCGGACCCUCCAUUAAAAAGCACAGCUUUGAAGCUAAGAGGAAUCCUGUUGGAGGCGGUGUAGCAGGGUGUCUAAGAUCACCUCAGACACUGUGUGUGAGUGUGUGUCAGGAAAUCUGGAAAUGACCUGAGUUUACAGCACACACACUGUAAACUAUACAUUUGAUGAUGGAAAUUGUCAUGUCUUGUGUCUUGUAAGCUUAUGUAGUGAGUUUUGUACAUGUGAAUAAAUAUAUAUUAAAAUACUCUUGACCAUGG
Sardina pilchardus (European sardine) is the source of this 2735-nucleotide messenger RNA. It is a transcript of the gene nfil3-6, whose product is annotated as nuclear factor, interleukin 3 regulated, member 6. Bases 320 to 1672 code for a protein of 450 amino acids. Gene Ontology annotation, molecular function: DNA-binding transcription factor activity; DNA binding. Lineage: Eukaryota; Metazoa; Chordata; Actinopteri; Clupeiformes; Clupeidae. The record is from RefSeq and is a predicted model, not a curated record. The transcript is spliced from 2 exons. Gene Ontology annotation, cellular component: nucleus. Gene Ontology annotation, biological process: regulation of DNA-templated transcription; circadian rhythm.